Messenger RNA from Closterium sp. NIES-65, 3673 nucleotides. The record is from the annotation of a GenBank genome assembly. Lineage: Eukaryota; Viridiplantae; Streptophyta; Zygnematophyceae; Desmidiales; Closteriaceae.
ACUCUCCUCUAGCACCACCGCCUUGGUCACCCCUCCCUGCCUCGUCUCCGAGGCAUGGCCUCCCGUGUCCUUGUCUCUGGGGCGACAGCGCGCCGCCCCUCACUCCUCCGAGUUUCCUCCGACAGAGGCUCCGCUACAGACCCUCCACAUGGACGUGUGGGGCCCCGCCCGCGUCCGUGGACAGGGGCACGAGCGUUACUUCCUGUUGGUGGUUGAUGACUACUCGCGUUACACCACAGUCUUCCCCUCGCGCAGCAAGGGUGACGUCAUUGAGGUGUUGAUCGACUGGACCCGCGCAGCUCGUCUCCAGCUCAGAGAGAGUUUCGGCUCGGACUUUCCUAUUUUGCGUCUACACUCGGACAGAGGCGAGAAGUUUUCCUCUGCCCGUCUGGGAGCAUUCUGUCGUGCACAGGGCAUCCGCCAGACCUUCACGCUUCCGGCCUCUCCACAGCAAAAUGAGAUUGCUGAGCGCCGCAUUGGCAUGGUCAUGGACGUCGCUCGUACGUCCAUGAUGCAUGCGGCUGCCCCCCAUUUUCUGUGGCCGUUUGCGGUUCAGUACGUCGCGCAUCAGCUCAACCUUUUGCCCCGGGUCUCCUUGCCAGAGACCUCCCCCGCCUUGCGGUGGACGGGGAAGGUUGGCGAUGCGUCUGCGUUUCGGGUCCGGGGAUCUCGGGCGUUUGUCCACGACUUGUCUGCAGACAAGCUGUCCCCCCGUGCUGUUCCAUGCGUCUUCCUUGGCUUCCCCCCUGACGCGCCUGGGUGGCAGUUUUAUGACCCCACCUCGCGCCGUGUUCUGUCCUCCCAGGACGUCACCUUUGACGAGUCGGUGCCUUACUACCGUCUCUUCCCCUACCGCACUGCGCCCCUCCCCCCGCCGCCGCUCUUCCUUGCACCAGUCGAGCCUGUCGAUGUAGCUGUUGACUCUGCUGCUGCUAGAGGUGCUGAGGCUGCGGGUGCCGGCCUAGGGGUGCUGAGUCUGGGGGUGCGGAGCCUGGGGGUGCGGAGCCUGGAGGUGCGGAGCCUGGGGGUGCCGAGCCUGGGGGCGCUCUGCUCGUGUGGCCGCCGGCGGUGCUUUGUCGAGGCGGGAGCAACUCUCUCCACCGGAGCUGCGCGAGUGGUUUGCCUGCCGCUGGAGACGUGCUCUGAGACUGGGGGUGCUCCUGGGGCUACUGGAGUUGGUCCUGCUGGAGCUACUGGCGGUGCUAGUGCUGUUGGAGCUAGAGCUGCUGGGGGUGUUGGCGCUGGUGUUUCUACUGGCGGUGGUGCGUCUGGGGAUGCUUCUGAGGCUGCUGGAGCUGAGGGUCCUACUGGAGUUGGUGCUGCUGGAGCUGGAGCUGCUGGAGGUGUUGGCGCUGGCGGUGCUGCUAGCGCUGGUGCUUCUGAGGGUGCUGGAGUUGGCGUUGUUGGAGCUGGAGGUGCUGCUGGCGCUGGUACUGCCGCUGGGGGUAAAGGUGCUGUCCUUGCUGGCUCUGAAGGCGCUGAGCGGCCGAGGCCGUACUUCGUUCCGCUCCUGAAGCAGGUUCUUGGUCUCCCGCCAUCUCCUGGUCCUGCUCGUUCCUUAGAGUGUCCACAGCCUGUCCAGUCGCAGUCACACUUACAGCCCGCCUCCUGUCUACCUGUUCCUUCUCCCUACACUGGUCCUACUAGAGGUCUUGCUGAGCGUCGUGCACCUGCGUCUCAUCCUGCGUCGCCUAUUCGUGCUGCUUGCACUAGUGGUCAUACUGCGCGUCAGCGUCCUCCUUCGGUCCCCGGCACACACCAGAUGGCGCUGCGUCCUUCCACUGCUCCUCUGCGUGUCCCUUUGCCGUCUCCUCCAGAGUCCUCUCUUCCUACUCUUGCUAACCCGGAGUCUUACUUCCUUCGUGCUGCUAGUCCUUCGGUCACGCGUCUCCUUGCUAUAGUUGUCACUGACCCUUCUUCUGAGUCCACUGCUGCGUCUGCCCUAGUUGCUGAGCUUGUCGACUUCGCUGCUCGCUGUCGUCUAGGCUACGCAGCCAGUCUCGUUGCUGAGUCUGAGUCUGUCUGUCCUUCGUCCGUCGGGGGUGAGUGUGCUCUUAGCACGGACAUCCUUGAGGACAGGCAGGAGGAGUUCCAGUGCUUUGGUGCUGCUUUGCCCCAUCUCGUGUCCACGCUGAUUGCCCCUGAGGGAGACCCGGAUGCACCAGACAUCCCGACUCCUCGAUCGUAUGCUGAGGCGAUCGAGGGUCCCUACUCCUCUCAGUGGCAGUCAGCCAUGGACGCAGAGAUGGCUUCCUGGAAGUCCACAGGCACCUAUGUCGACGAGGUUCCCCCACCUGGGGCGAACAUCGUCAGUGGCAUGUGGAUUUUCAGGGUGAAGCGGCCGCCGGGUUCUCCGCCUAUCUUCAAGGCGCGUUACGUGGCUCAAGGCUUCAGUCAGCAGCAGGGAGUUGACUACUUUCAGACCUUCUCUCCCACCCCGAAGAUGACCACUCUUCGGGUGCUGCUGCACAUAGCCGCUCAGCGCAACUACGAGCUUCACUCUCUUGACUUCAGCACAGCUUUCUUACAGGGCAGCCUGCACGAGGAGAUCUGGCUGCGCCGUCCACUUGGCUUUACUGGGUCGUUUCCUCCUGGUACCCAGUGGAGCCUCCGGCGGCCAGUCUACGGUCUCCGCCAGGCGCCCCGUGAGUGGCACGACACACUGAGGACUACACUUGUGGCUCUUGGGUUUGCUCCUUCUACAGCCGACCCGUUGCUGUUUCUGCGCACUGACACCUCUUUGCCGCCGUUCUACAUCCUCGUGUACGUCGACGACUUGGUCUUUGCCACUGCUGACACUGCUGGACUCGCCCACGUAAAGUCCGAGCUACAGAAGAGACACACGUGCACAGACCUGGGUGAACUGCGCAGCUACCUUGGCUUGCAGAUCACCCGGGACAGAGCACAGCGCACCAUUACCCUGACUCAGUCACACAUGGUGCAGCAGGUCCUUCAGCGCUUCGGCUUCACGUACUCCUCGCCUCAGGCCACUCCUCUGUCUACUCGCCACUCGCUCUCAGCUCUGCCUUCGGAUGAGUCCGUAGAGCCGAAUGGUCCAUACCCAGAGCUUGUUGGCUGCCUCAUGUACCUGAUGACCUACAUACGACCUGACCUUGCAUACCCUUUUAGCAUCUUGGCACGCUAUGUUGCUCCUGGGAGACACCAACCAGAGCACAUGGCUGCAGCAAAGAGGGUGUUGCGCUACGUGUGCAGUACGUCGGGCAUGGGGCUAGUGCUUGGAGGGCGACGUCGAGUGGUCCUCACAGGUCACGCUGACGCUUCUUGGGCUGACGACCAGGCUCUGCAGCGGUCCUCCAGCUAUGAGGCUGGGAUCUACGCAGGGGCCAUGGCUGCACAGAAGCUACGCUGGCUCACCUCCUUGCUGACUGACGUAGGAGAGCCGCCUGGUUCUCCUCCAAUUCUGUACGUAGACAACAAGGCCAUGCUGGCCUUGUGUCGGGAGCACAGACUGGAGCACAGAACGAAGCACAUUGCUCUCCGCUACUUCCUUGCUCGUGAGCUGCAGCAGUGUGGUCAGCUCCGCCUCACCUACGUGGCCUCUGAGGCCAACACUACUGAUAUCUUCACCAAGGCCCUUCCGCCUUGUGAUCAUCAGCGCUUCUGUACUUUGCUAGGUCUUGUGCCUACCUGGCCUUACUUGCUCACCUCUUGA